AUGAACAUUGUUCAGCUCAUGCUGAUAGAAGGAAGGAAAGCGGAACAGGACCAGAGGAGCACGGGGAGCUGGCUGAAGGCCUCUAUUGUGCCCGGCGGCCAGAGUGUGACCCGGGACCCCGGCCACCCCGGGGGGCAAACCGAGGUGAAGGGUUCACUCCCCACAGUCGGGGAAGACGCGGCGGCGUGGAACUCUCCGUCUCCGUCUUCCUACUACCACGACCAGCCGAUGGGUUUGGGGCGUCCUUCUCCACCAGCAGACACAAAGGACGCAUGGAUCCGGCUGCUGUGCUGCGAAGGGGACCGGCCCCCCACCCGCAGGGCCUACCGGGACCCCAACCUGCUCCAGCAGCGCGUCCUGCACGCCUUGCUGGAGCAGGAGGACCGGUACCUCCCCGCGGCCAACUACUUCAAAUGCGUGCAGAGGGACGUCGCCCCGCACAUGCGGAGGAUCGUGGCCACCUGGAUGCUGGAGGUGUGCGAGGAGCAGAAAUGCGAGGAGGAGGUCUUCCCGCUGGCCGUGAACUACGUGGACCGCUUCCUGUCGGUGGAGCCCACCAAGAAGAGCCGCCUGCAGGUCCUGGGAGCCGCCUGCAUGUUCCUGGCGUCCAAGCUGAAGGAGACGAUCCCUCUGACCGCGGAGAAGCUCUGCGUCUACACCGACAACUCCGUCACGCCCGCCCAGCUGCUGGUAGGUGCCUACAACCGCUGCGCGCGUAAGUAG
This is a messenger RNA of Gasterosteus aculeatus aculeatus (three-spined stickleback), 723 nucleotides long. NCBI's taxonomy places the organism in Eukaryota, Metazoa, Chordata, Actinopteri, Perciformes, Gasterosteidae. The record is from RefSeq and is a predicted model, not a curated record.